This is a messenger RNA of Aspergillus nidulans FGSC A4, 1024 nucleotides long. RefSeq names its product C2H2-type zinc finger protein. The coding region runs from base 1 to 681 and encodes 226 amino acids. The transcript has 3 exons. Lineage: Eukaryota; Fungi; Ascomycota; Eurotiomycetes; Eurotiales; Aspergillaceae. Gene Ontology annotation, cellular component: nucleus. The record is from RefSeq and is a predicted model, not a curated record.
AUGUCCUUCCGGCCAACAAUGUCGCAGCCCAUCGCCUGCCCUCCAAUGGAGCACUCGCCCUCCUCCUUGUCCUCCUACUCCUCUUACUCCCCCAGUUCGUCCUACUCCGCCGUGAGCGACGACUCGGGCAUGAGCAUGUUGGACAUGUACUUCCUGCACGGUGGCCGUGGACACGGCGCCAGCCCCGGCACAAGCACGGGUCCCGGCAGCGUCGUCGAUUUCCCGCUCAGCCAGCAAUCGUUCGAUUUCGAGCCUUCGUCGCUGGACAGCAAUGGCCCCUACUUCGAGUUCAACCCGACUUUCGUAUACACACCCGAGGCGUUUCCCGUCAUGGACGCCCCGACCUCCUACCCGGCGAGCUCGAACCCGGCCUGGUCGCCAACCUCCAUGCUUGUCGAGCAGUCGAUAUUUCCUCUCGACGGGCUUAGCCAAGAACCAGUCAAGCCAGCCAAACCCUACAGCUGCGAAGAUUGCGGCAAGGCCUUCACCCGCCCAGCGGACCUAAAGCGCCACCAUAGCACUGUACACUACCCGGUUUUCCAGAACUGCCCUGUACCGGACUGCUCGCGCAAGGACAACCAUGGCUUUCCGCGGCGCGACCACCUCGUCGAGCACCUGCGCUCGUACCACCACAUGGAUGUGCCGAAGCGGCGCGCAGCAAAGCGAUUGAGAACUGUUUAGACACCAAUUGUUCACUGCUCUACCACUUUCUGCGCCGUAUCACGACCGUUAUCUAACUACCCUUCUGUUUUUAUACUCUGCUUCUCGAGGCUCGACCUGUUUUAUACCACCCUUUUUUUUUUUCUUUUUUUUUCUUCCUAUUGCUUCUUGUUCUCACGGCUAACGACUAAUGCGGUGUGGGAUUACUGGACGGCGUUAUGAGACAGACGAGACUAGCGAGAUUUCUCUCACAUCUGCUUUGCUUCUGAUGUCUUGUCGUUCCUCAUGUUGUUAUACGCUAUAGACGGUCGGCGUUGGAGAUACCUGGCAUUUUAUUAUUAUCAACAAUACAUCAUAAACAAUU